Penicillium hordei is the source of this 1917-nucleotide messenger RNA. RefSeq names its product fungal specific transcription factor domain-containing protein. The transcript is spliced from 7 exons. The record is from RefSeq and is a predicted model, not a curated record. NCBI's taxonomy places the organism in Eukaryota, Fungi, Ascomycota, Eurotiomycetes, Eurotiales, Aspergillaceae. Gene Ontology annotation, biological process: DNA-templated transcription. Gene Ontology annotation, molecular function: DNA binding; zinc ion binding. Bases 1 to 1917 code for a protein of 638 amino acids.
AUGUCGAAUGGCAUUCCCGCGGUACGGUGUAUUCCACAGAAAGGUCACAGCUUUUCACCCGGUCCCGAGCGCCUCGUUGCGUCGGAGAAUAUAUCUGUGCGGAACGGACAGAAUCCCACAGCUCCGUCGGCUGAUGAUACUGGAGAUGGCACCGAAACACCUUAUCAUCCGUUCAACGAGCAUUUCAGCCAUCACAAUAGAGGUGGUACGUGCACCUCACAAACAGAUGGGGAGGUGGCAGAUGAGUGCUAUUCCCCAAUAUAUGGUGACCCUCGGGGCGUUGGUUUAGUAGUCGACAUCUGCGAACCGGACCCAAGGAGGAAGAGCGGUCACUUCCUCGUCCCACGUAUCAGCCCAACACAUAUGGACCAGGGAACGAUCGACUACCUGCGCUAUAAGGGCGUCUUCGACUUGCCCACUCCUGCUGUCUGCGAAAUGAUCAUACAGACGUAUUUCCACUAUGUCCAUCCUUUUUUCCCAGUUGUCGAUGCCCGUUCAUUCAUUGAUACGUUUGAAAAUGCACGCAACGACCUAAGCCUGCAUCUCUUGUGGAGCAUGUCUCUAGCUGCCGCAAAUUUCGCAGAUGAAAGGACCUUGAAAGCCGCCAACUUUUCGUCUCGAAAAGAGAUGAAGCGUGCAAUGUAUAUCCGAGCUAAGGCUCUGUAUGACGCGGAAUAUGAAAGAAGAAAAAUUACGCUCAUUCAGGCAGUACUCCUGAUGGGGUUCUGGUAUUCGGACACUGAAGACAGGACUGGGUCUUGGCACUGGAACGGCAUUGCCAUUGGUCUGUGCCAAACGAUAGGGCUACAUCGGCAGCCAGACAGCAGCCGAAAACACAAUAAAGCCAUCUCGAUUAGCGACAUCAGACUCUGGCGGCACAUCUGGUGGAGCUGCUUUUACCGUGAAGUGUGGUUCUCUGCCGGCAUGGGCAGGCCUAUGCGCAUCAAUCUAGCCGACUGCAGUACCCCGAUGCCAGAUCAUAACGACUCUAGUAGCUUUCUCGCAGGGAUUCAGGAGAGUAUUCAGCAAAAGUACCUUCCUAAAGGCACUGGGGACUUAGCCAAACUGUGGACAGAGCUGUUGGCACUUACGGUCUCCUUAUCGAAGAUUCUCUCGUGGCAAAAUCAAGCGGAGCGGACACCACCCGGUAGGGGUGAAAUACAGGACAUGGACGAUAACAUCCGACAGUAUUAUUUUCGCAAAGACCACGACAUAGCUCACCGACAAAGUCAUAUUGUCUCCUUACAUGCGUACCACCUAGAGCUGUAUCUAGAGUCCGUUAUGUUGAUCCUAUACCGGCCAUUUAUAUUUGAUAAAUCAGACUUAUUUUGGCCCGAUGUCUCUGCGGACGAAUGGACAUCAACUGUGGUGCGGAGGACCAAAGAUGCCGCGACCAACACCAACAAGAUCCUCGGCAACAUGAUCAGUGCUGAUAUGAUCAGCAGCACUCAAGCGAUGGUGUGCAUUGCCUUGGUUCCCGCAUUGCAAAUCCAUCUCCUUGACACGAAAUCUGAGAAACAGCUGGUGCAACGAAUGGGCCGUCACAACCUUGAAUUUUGCAUGAUGGUUAUUGAAGAGCUCAAAACGGUAUACUUCGGUGCUGAAAUACUUUCCAGGAUGUUCACCAAGGCAAAGAGGCAGAUUUACAAUCAUACGCUUGCUCCCGCCGCAAUUACCCGGGGUGAUGCGCUUCACACCUCGCUUGGUUCCACGAUCGGCUCUACUCUAGAUGUGACAGACGAUGUACGCCAUGAUGAUGUGGAGAUAUUUGAUGUCUUCUCGACGAUGUUGAGUCCCUUUGCCCCAUCAACAGCCGGCGGGUUAUUCGACAAUGAUGGGCCAUUUACUUUCGAACCUGACAUGACGCUCGGCCAACUGAUGUUCCCUGAGUCCGAGUCCUCUGCAGAUACACGCUAG